This is a messenger RNA of Megalopta genalis, 1993 nucleotides long. RefSeq lists its product as uncharacterized. Lineage: Eukaryota; Metazoa; Arthropoda; Insecta; Hymenoptera; Halictidae. The record is from RefSeq and is a predicted model, not a curated record.
CCGAUUCGAUCGUAACAAAUUAACGAUCGAUCGUAGCCAACGUCCGUGAAUCAUCGACGCCGAAGGAAAUUUCUGACACGGCAAAGCGUAAGAGCCCGAGGGUCAAGGCUCGACCGACAAAGCUGUUCGAGCCGAUUAGUAGAAGUAGAAUAGACGAGUCAACUAUUUACGAGAGCGUCGAUCGAGAGAAUCGCAAAACGACGCGUAGAGAGAACGCUUAAAAUUGCUAUCGUAUUUUGGUCCCGAUCGUGCGAACACGAUCGCCGGCUUCACGUUUUAUUAGUCGAAAAAUUCAAAGCACAGAGUGCAAAAACGAAAACCCCCAUGCACACAGACAUGCGACAGAUAUCGAAUAUCAAUUGCCCCGAUAAUACCGAUCGAUAAUUGCGUAACGAACGGCUGCGGAAAGAAACGAAGGUUAGUAGUAAAUGGUCCAGCGGCACAGCGGAUCGUCGAAUGAUCUGGACGCGACGACACCGUAUGCGCGACACGAUCAUCAUCAGAGCAUCAUCGUCAUCGUCGACGCAUCGCCAUUGCAACUCGACUUUUCGUUUACGGCGGAAAGAAAAACAUACACAAAUCUGCUUACGGCUCGAGCGGUUCGCUAUGGCUUCCCUAACUCAAUUACGCGUAAUAGUAUCAACAAACGGCCGAGAGAACUGAACAAAAAUGAAAUACGACGGACACGUUUAGUUCGCUGCGAGCCUUCGCUGGACAUCAUCAUCGCAAAACGCUGUCAUACCAUAUCUCGCAAAACGCUGUUGCCUUGCCAGCGGUUCGCACCGCCCAUUGUCACGCAGACUUUCAGGUUUUGUUUAAAUUAUUUGCUAGCCUGCGCCUAAAGGCGACUUUUAAUAAUAUCGCGAGCGUCCCCGACAAUGGAGAGCGAGGAUCCGCAAACGAACGGGGACACCGCCACGGAAAAGUCUCCGGAGAGCGAGGACUCGUUGGAGCUCUGUAGCAAGUGUUCGAACGCGAAGCAACGGACGCCGAGUCCCGUGACGCAACCGCCGGCGACGAGCCCUUCGAAGCUGACGCCGGCGAGCCCUUCGAAGCCGAAGGACGGCGCGACGGGGACGAAGGCGAAGCGGAAAGCGAGGUCGACGCGCCGGAAGUUGAACGCCAUGGUGAGCAACGCGUCGUUGCACUUCUCGGACACGGACUCCGAGGGCGAACUGACCACCAUAGCGCCGCCGGGACGAUUGUCGAGACACCUGUCCGAGGCCCGGCAGGGCCCUGUGAUCGAGAUCACGGCAGAGGACGUCGAGAACAAGCCGGGUCUCGAGCAGGACUCGCAGACCGGCCAGGACGCGGACGGCAAGGACACGCUGCAGUGCAACAGUUUCGUCGAGAGCGUGACGGACGUCGACGAGAUCUAUCCGAGCGAGUCCGAGACCGAGGCGGUCGAGAGUCUGGGCAAUCUCAAGGUCGCGGAGAACCCCUGCCCGGGGGAGACGGACCUGGAGGACAUCGAGGGCGACGAGGAGGUGCAGGCGAUCAUCUUCGUGAAGCCCAGGUCCGACAUCUUCUGCGAGUACAGCGGCGAGACCAUCACCACCAAGGAGGGGGACGGACCUUUCUCGGUGGAGAUUAGGAACAGGAUGUACCUCGAGGAGGAGCCCAGGGAACAGGUGCACAGCAAUACGCCCGAGAUCACGGUGAUGCCGAACACCGACGAGGAGGACAUGAUCGCGUCCGACGAGGAACUGAUGGAGGAGGCUUGCUGCAAUCAGAAGGAGUUCUUGGACGACCUCGACGUGCUGGCUGCCUCGCAGAUCGUCAUGAAGAACAUCAGCAAGGCGGACAAUCGGUUGGCCCUGAAGGAUGUCAGCGACGACGGGGCCAGCGAUUGCCACACCGAUGUCGAGGACGUUGAACAGGCCGAGUAGACCGUUUAGGGCACCGCGAGACGGUCGGAGGAUCGGUCGAGUCGCGUUUGGUUGCAUCGGAUUUGGGACUUGGUGGGGCAACGACCUUGUCUUCGAAGCGAGGG